Messenger RNA from Setaria italica (foxtail millet), 7102 nucleotides. RefSeq lists its product as uncharacterized. Gene Ontology annotation, biological process: regulation of DNA-templated transcription; defense response to other organism. Lineage: Eukaryota; Viridiplantae; Streptophyta; Magnoliopsida; Poales; Poaceae. The record is from RefSeq and is a predicted model, not a curated record. Gene Ontology annotation, molecular function: ATP hydrolysis activity; ADP binding; DNA binding.
AUAGUCGCCUGCGUGUGUUUUUUUCAUCGUCGUCUUGGCUCCGCCCUUGUAUUCCCCAAUCCCCCACCCGGAGUGGCAUCCUCACCAGUCACCGGGCCUCCGGCGUCAAACCCUCAAAGAUAGCCACCCUCUUCCGGGGGCUGGAUCUGGACAGAGCAGUACCGGAAGGGCGUGAAGCUCCCGCUGCUGCGCGGCUUCCCCGACCUCCGUCCCGCUUCAGGCCAAGAGCAGACGACGGCGAAUCUGGGAACCACACACCGAGCUUGCAAGCAUGGAUCUGGCAGCGGGGGCGAUAGGGAGCCUGCUGCCCAAGCUGGUUGAGCUGCUCAAGUUAGAGUACGGCCUCUACUAUGACACGAGGAAGGCGAUCGAGUCUCUAUUGCGGGAGCUCGAAUCCGCGUACGCCGUCCUCCGCGAGAUUGGCGAUGUGCCACCGUACGAGCUGGACGUGGACGAGCUGGUCAGGCUCUGGGCGCGCGAUGUCAGGGAGGCAUCCUACGAUAUGGAGGACGCCCUCGACGCAUUAUUCUUGGUGCCCAUCGGCGGUCCUGAGCCUACGGAAACAAGCCUCCAUGAAAAGGUGGGCAAACUGUUCCAGAAGAGCAAGGCUCGCCGCAACUUGUCUACCCAGAUCCACGACAUCAACGAAAAGGUCGACAAGCUGGCAGCAAAGCGUGACAGGUACGGACUCGACAUUUUUGUUGCCAAACCUGUAGGUGCAACGAGCAUCGACCCUCGCAACGCGACUCGAUACAUAAGGGCAACAGAUCUUGUUGGCAUCGAGGGACCAAGGGACGAACUCAUAAGUAUGCUGUCGGUAGGGGGUGACGUUGAUAUGUCCAAUAAGAAGAUCAAAAUCGUCUCUGUUACUGGAUCCGGAGGACUGGGCAAGACCACCCUUGCCAAAGCUGUAUAUGACCAGCUUAAACCAGGUUUCGAUUGCGGGGCUUUCAUCCCGUUGGGUCGGAAUCCUGAUAUGAUGAAAGUCUUUAAAGACAUUCUCAUUAAUCUUGACAAGAAAAGGUAUGCUAAUUAUUCAGAUCUGAAUGUUUUGGAUGUAAAGAAGCUCAUGGAAAAACUCAAGGAAUUCGUCGAGAAAAAGAGGUGUUUCAUUAUUAUUGAUGAUAUAUGGGACAUCCAAUCAUGGAAAUUAAUCAAAUGUGCUCUGCAAGACAGUGAUUGUCGAAGUAGAGUAGUCAUAACUACUCGUAUUUUUGGAGUGGCCACAUAUGCAGAUGACGUUUACGACAUGCAACCACUUUCUCCCGAGAAAUCUGAAAAAUUAUUUUAUGCAAGAAUGUUUGCUGGUGACGGGAAGCAUUUGGAUAGGCCAUCAGCUGAGACAUGUGAACUGUUUUUGAAGAAAUGCUGUGGUUUGCCAUUAGCUAUCAUAACAAUAGCUAGUUUGUUGGCCAAUAAACCAGAGGAGGAGUGGUCUGAGGUAUACUACUCUUUUGGUUUUGGGAAUACAGACAAUUAUGAUGAUGUAGAAAAUGCCAGAAGGAUAUUGAGUUUUAGCUACUACGAUCUUCCUUCACGCCUAAAGGCUUGCUUACUGUAUCUAAGCACAUUUUCGGAAAAUCAUAUGAUAGAAAAAAAUAGUUUGAUAUGGAUGUGGAUAGCUGAAGGUUUCAUCCAUGCAGAACCAGGGGUAGGAUUAUUUGAGCUUGGGGAGCGUUACUUUAAUGAAUUGAUAAAUAGAGGCUUGAUCCAGGCAGAGGAAACAGAAUAUGAAGGGUACGUAGAUGCUUGCUCUGUUAACAUUAUGGUUCUUGAUUUGAUCCGUAGCUUAUCGACGGAUGAAAAUUUUUCCACUGUAUUGGAUGGUCGUGAGCAACAGAAACUUCCGAGGAGCAUUGCUCGCAGGUUACUCUUGAAGUGUUUUGAAAGGCACAACAGCAGUCAGCUAACUACUAAUGUUGAUGUGUCGAAAGUGAGAUCCCUUUUUGCCAGUCAGUGCGAUUUUGGUGCAUCAUUCCCACGCUUCCCAUGUUUACGUGUGUUAGAUAUGAUAAACUGUCGUGCUGAGGAAGGCCGUGAAGAAGGUAUGCUGGAUCAUCUUUGGAGUUUACUUCAGCUGAGGUACCUUGGGCUUGGCCUAGGUCUUAUCGAGCUGCCCAGGAAAGUAAGAUAUCUAAAAUUUCUGCAGACACUGGAUUUACGGGGAAGUUUCGUGAAGGAGCUUCCAAACGGGGUGGGACUGCUGACGCAACUUGUUUGCCUACGAUCUGAUUGCGAAACAAGAGUGCCGGCUGGCUUGAUCGGUAAGCUGACCUCAUUGCAAGAGCUGGCGAUACACCCUACUGCUAAUGCUAGAAUGCAUUUUGUGAAGGAGCUGGGCCUGCUGAGAGAACUGAGGGUGCUACGGACUAUGAUUGAUGGUACGAGUGAGAGCAUGGGGAGAACUUUGCUUGAGUCCAUAGGCAAUCUGCACAAGAUCAGGUACCUGAACAUAGAGGAGGCUCACCCAUCUCUCCCUUCCUCGUUCGGUUCCUCUCCUAUUCCUUCAACCCUUCUCUUUUCUUCUCCUUCUCCUUCUUCACCCAUGGCCAAAACUUUGAGGGAGGCUCAAAGGGAGCUCGCCUUUUCAUUGCUAGGUAACUGCAGGAUGACCGAUGCAGGAUUCGUCACCUGUCAGCAUCUCCGUUUCCUGCGUUUGGAAUGGAUCGUGUUUUCUGGACUUCCGGGGUGGAUUAAUUCAUCACUUGCUCCGAACCUCUCCUACCUGUGUUUGAAAGUGCUAGUUAUGAAAGAGCAGGACGUGGAAACCCUUGCGAGAUUGCCAGAGCUCCGUUGCCUCAAGCUGCAUUCGUGUGACACCAAAUUACUAGUCAUAAAGAUUCUUACUGAGAAUGUUGGAUACUUUCGGAAUUUGAGAACCUUACACCUAUAUAAUACAUCUAUCUGGUUUGAUCCGCACGGCAGCAAGUGCAGAAGCAGCAGCAGGAUAGAAUCUACUAUCAUGCCAAGUCUUGAAUCCCUUAGUUUUGACGUCCAUGUGCGGUUCCUAAAAGAUGCGACGACCCUGUUUGGUUUUGACAAGCUGCUUGGUUUCGAGAAUAUCGGAAGAAGUUCGCUCCAGAUAGUCACUGCAUAUGUGAACUGUGGAAAUGCCCGUGCUUCAGAGGUGGAGGAGGUGGAAGCUGCGUUGGUGCACGCGGCUACAGUCCAUCCCAAACAUCCCACUCUUCAAACCGCACGGCUAGAAGAAGAUGAUCUGCUGUCACCCUACCAAGAGGUGACCAGCCCUGUAACCAAGUUGGUGGAUCAGGUGAAGUCGAUGGAGGUGUCUGCAGCACCAUCUCUGCAUCAAACCAAUGUUGAUGAGGAACCUGGAGAGAGUAGCACUGAUAGAACAAUGGGAAGUGGAAGUAGUAGUGAUCCGCCGCUCCCGCCGGGGUACCGGUUCUACCCGACGGAGGAGGAGCUGCUGAGCUUCUACCUCCGCCACCGCCUCGCCGGCACCAUGCCACAAGUCGAGCACUUCAUCCCCGUCGUCGACAUCUACAGAUACCAUCCCUCCGAGCUCCAGGCGAUGGCCGGAGUCGCGAACGUGGGCGACAAGGAGCAGUGGUUCUUCUUCUGCCCGUGGGCGGAGCGGGAGCUGCACGGCGGCCGGCCGGCGCGCACCACGCCGUCGGGGUACUGGAAGGCCGCGGCGGUGGCGUCCUACGUCUACUCGGCGCCGGCCAACCGCGUCAUCGGGGAGAAGCGCACCAUGGUCUUCUACGAGGGCCGCGCCCCCAUGGGCAAAAAGACCCGCUGGAAGAUGAACGAGUACAAGGCCGCCGAUGGCGCGCCGCUGCUGCUGGCUGCAGGGGCGCCUGUCAGGCUGCGGAACGAGUUCAGGGUGUGCCGCGUGUACAUCAGCACCGGCACGCUGAAGUCCUUCGACUGCCGGCCGCUCAACCCGGCCGGCGGCGUCGAUCAAGCUCUCCACUGCUACCAACAGCAACAAGUACAGCUGGCACCACCACCACCACCCGCGGCGGCGGCAGCGGCGAGCCAGAUGCCUGCAGUCGACGGCGUCGAUCAAGCUCUCAAUGUAUCCGAGGAACACGGGGAGAGUAGCACUGAGGGCAUGACGAAUUCAACUCAGGGCACCAUGGAGGCACCAGUUAGUUCUUCUCUGGGUGCAAUGGGCUCUCUUUUUAGGAAGCUCGGUAUUCUGCUGGAUCCCAAGUACCCUCUUCGGAGCUCACUAAAGCACGCAAUCAAGCUUCUCGUGGAGGAUCUGGAAGAAAUAAGGGACGCCCACAUGGAGCAGUUGAUGGCAGAUUCCCACAACAGUAAGGCGAAAUACUGGAUGGAAGAGGUGCGUGAGCUCUCGUAUGAUAUUGAGGACAGCAUCGACUUCAUGAUGUUGUCGCACAACGCUGCCAAUGAGAAGCCGAGAUCCAUCCAUGCCCCCAAGCUCAGGGUUGCACGUCUUAAGAUUCGUGGGCUUCCCAGUAUGCUCAAGCUGUCAACGAGGAUCGUAAGAGUUGCAGAGCUCAGGACUCUGCUGUGGGAGGCAAGCGAACGGCAUGCAAGGUACCAGCUUGAUGGUUGCGUCUCGAAUCCUAGGUCUGUGUUCUCUGGCCGUAGCAGUCGGAUCACAUUGGUUUAUAAAGUUGUUGCCGAUCACAUUGGUAUCGAGGGACCAAAGAAAGAACUUACCAUGUGGCUCACCAACCAAGCAGAACAACAGUUGAAAGUGUUGUGUAUUUUUGGACCUGCAGGGAUCGGUAAAACAACCCUUGCUAAAGAAUUGUAUCGUGAACUCGGUGGGAAAUUUGAUUGCCGGGCUUUCAUACGGGUGUCACGGAAUCCUGACAUAAGUAGACUUCUUCAGGAACUACUCUAUCAAAUUCUGCGGCCUAAUAAACAAAAUCUGUAUGCCUGCUCAGUUCAAGGCGACAUUGAAAACAUUAGGAAGCACCUCGAAGAUAAGAGGUAUUUUAUUGUAAUUGAUGAUUUAUGGGAAGCAGAAGCAUGGGAUAUCAUUAAAAAUGCUUUUCCAAAUGGUAGUAAUUGCAGUAGAGUAAUAAUAACAUGUGAAGUAAAAAAUAUAGCGCCCGAAUGCUCUGGUUACCACACCGUUGAUACUUUUGAAAUGAAGCCCCUUGGGAGUCAGGAUUCUGAAAAUUUAUUCUUAGAUAGAGCUUUUAGUUCUGACAAUCAAUUUCCUGAUCCAUUCAUCUUCAGAAUGUUAAAAGAAUGUGGUGGUUUGCCAUUAGCAAUCAUCUCUGCAGCUGGUCUUUUUGCAAGCUUGCGAGAUAACUCAGAUAUAUGGCACCAACUGCUGCAAAGUGUUCUGUCCACUCUGGAAAAUCUUUCUUUGGAAGAUAUGCUUAAACAAAUAGUAAGCAUUUGUUACAAUAAUCUUCCUCAAGAGUUAAAGACAUGCUUGCUAUAUCUUACCAUGUAUCCAGUGGGAUGCACCAUCUGGAAGGAUGAUUUGCUAAAGCAAUGGGCAGCUGAAGGUUUUAUUACUACAACAAAAGGAAAUGAGGGAGUUGCAGAGAAUUAUUUUAAUGAGCUGGUCAAAAGGGGAAUGAUUCAACCUGAGAAAAUUAACUACAAUAAUGAGGUGCUAUCUUGUACAGUACACCAUGUUGUUCUUGAUCUUAUUACAUAUAAGUCUAGACAAGAGAAUUUUAUCACUGCAGUAGAUUACUCUCGGACUAAUGCUAUGUUUUUAAUGAAAGCCCGUCGAUUGUCCCUACACUACAGUUGCGCCCAGUAUGCAACCGAACCGGAAGGUAUAAGAGUGUCACAAGUUCGAUCACUUGCCUUUUUUGGACUCCCCAGGUGUAUGCCUUCUGUCAUAGAAUUUAAGCUUCUUCGGGUUCUAAUCCUUGAAUUUUGGGGCAAUAAGGAUGAUUGCACUAGUGUCAACCUAUCAAGAAUCUGCGGGUUAUGCCUGCUGAGAUAUUUGAAGAUUUCAAGUCAAAUCUACGUGGAAUUACCAUCCGAGAUACAGGGGUUAAAGUUCUUGGAAAUACUGGAAAUAGAUGCAAGAGUUUCUGCAGUUCUCAAUGAAAAAAUGCUGGAAAUAGAUGCAAAAGAGUCAGCUGUUCCAAAUGAUAUUGUUCAUCUCCCAGGCUUGUUGCAUUUGGGCAUUCGAGAUGGGACAAAACUACCUGAUCGGAUUGGCCUCAUCACAUCUCUACAAACGUUGAAGUGUUUUGACCUUGGAUACAACUCUGAAGACAAUGUGCAGAGCCUUGGUGAGCUCAUAAAUCUAAGAGAUCUUCAUCUCACCUGUUCCAAGGAAGUGUCUCAUGAGCAUCUGAAGAGAAAACUCGUAGCUCUGGCCUCUUCUUUUGGGAGACUAGCCAACUUGAAAUCUCUCACACUGGCUCAUGGUGCUGUAGGCAUGACAAUGUUCGUUGAUCACUCAAGUGCCAUAUUCUCCACUCCCAUGUUUCUUCAGAGACUUGAGUUGCCGCCUAUUUGCACCUUUUCCAGACUUCCUGAGUGGAUUGGAAAACUCCGCAAACUCUGCGUUUUGAAAAUUGUUGUCAGAGUAUUACUGAGGAGUGAUAUUGAUAUCCUCACUGGAUUGCCUGGUCUCACUGUUCUCUCGCUGUACGUUCGGCAGCCCAAUGCAGAAGGUGUUGUAUUCAAUAGUGGGGAAUUUCCAGUUCUCAAGUACUUCAAAUAUAGGUGUAGUGCUCUUUGCAUAGCCUUUCGGGAAGAAGCACUGCCUAAUCUUCGUAGGUUGAAGGUUUGUUUCAAUUUCCACAGAGAUGAGAUAUAUUCGCAUAUGAUUUCUGGCGUUGAACACUUGUUAAACCUCAAGGAGAUUGCUGUGAGAAUUGGGGCAGCAGAUGGUGGUGUCGAGGAAUCCGACAGAAGGGCUGUAGUCGCAUUCGAGAGCACCAUACGCAAACAUCCAACGUUUCCUAUUUAUAUGAAUGUAAGAAGGUUUGAUUGGGUAGAGUAAAGUCCAGUAGGAUUGUGUGUGGUUUGUGUUUUUGCUGUUGUCUGCUGUGUGGUGCUUAUGCUUUCUGUACUGAAUUCAGAUGUUCAAAAUACUUUAAAACACCAUUUUGUGGUUUCCAAGUAAUGUAAAUGGGGAACAACCUACUACCUCUACUAAAAAAUUCUCUACUCC